Messenger RNA from Vigna radiata var. radiata (mung bean), 405 nucleotides. Its product is annotated as AT-hook motif nuclear-localized protein 17-like. NCBI's taxonomy places the organism in Eukaryota, Viridiplantae, Streptophyta, Magnoliopsida, Fabales, Fabaceae. The transcript has a single exon. Gene Ontology annotation, molecular function: minor groove of adenine-thymine-rich DNA binding; DNA-binding transcription factor activity. The record is from RefSeq and is a predicted model, not a curated record. Gene Ontology annotation, cellular component: nucleus. The coding region runs from base 1 to 405 and encodes 134 amino acids.
AUGGAGUGCAUCUUUCACAUUGCUCACAAGGACGACGUUAAUGUCACUGUCCUUAAUGCCUCUGGCACAAUUAACAGUGUCAUCCCACACAACUCCACCUACGGUGCCACUGAUAUCAUCAUGCAUGGGCCUUUCCCCUUACUCUCCUUUUCUGGUUCCUACUUCUACAACAACCAUAACACCCUUCACCCUGGACCCACCCUUCCGUUUCCCUUAUGUUUUGGGAUAAACGUUUUAACCUCUCAGGAUGAAAUCCUUGGUGGUGUUAUUGGCGGUAGUCUCAUCUCCGGUGACGGUGUCACCCUCACCAUCUCCACCUUUAAGAACCCUAGUUUCUUAAACUACACUUAUCAAGUUGGAGAAAGGCAUAACAAUGAUAACAUCACAUCUGGUGAUUUCAAUUAG